Molecule: messenger RNA, 1134 nt
Organism: Neltuma alba
Lineage: Eukaryota; Viridiplantae; Streptophyta; Magnoliopsida; Fabales; Fabaceae
Product: protein MIZU-KUSSEI 1-like
Exons: 1
Coding region: 235-1014 (259 amino acids)
Biological process (GO): hydrotropism
Source: RefSeq, a predicted model, not a curated record
GGCUGCUCACCUUCCUUCUUUAUUUCCCAUUCUCCAAACUGCCCACUAAUCCUCAUCCACUCUCUAUAUCUAUAUCUCACUCUCACACACCAAGCUCUCGUACCAGUGCAUGCAAUAAAUUAAUCUCCCCCGCCAUUUCCCUUAUCUGUUCACCUCCAUGGAUCUCCGUUCAUAGCCAACCAUAAAGCUUGUCCUGAUUCUCUGCCUUAAUUUCUCUUUCUCUCUCUCUUCACCAUGAAGACGAUAAUGGCCAAGUCUCCCCAUGACUCUUCCUUCUCCUUCUCCAGAAGGUACUUCCAUUUCAACAAGAAACUCGUCCAAGAAGACGACGACGACAUCGAAGAACAAGUCCUUAACAUCACGCCGUCGUCCCACCAUUUCUGCCACGAACAGCAAUUUCCCAGGAAGAAUAAUAGUAACUCUGUUUCGAGAUUCAAAUCCGCCCUCACCCUCUUCACCAAAAGCCGUUCCCCUUCCUCCUCUCUUGUCGGAACACGAGUGGUCGGAACCCUCUUCGGAAACCGUCGAGGGCGCGCCCACAUAGCCUUCCAGGAGGACCCCAAGUCGCACCCACCGUUCCUGAUCGAGCUACCCACGCCCACCAGCGUGCUGGUGAGAGAGAUGGCUUCUGGGUUAGUGAGAAUCGCGUUGGAAUGCGAGAAGAAGAAGAACAACAAGGGUAAGAAGAGUAAUGGUGGUGGUAGUGGCAGUGGGAAGCUGGUCGAGGAGCCAGUUUGGAGAAGUUACUGUAAUGGAAGGAAAUGUGGGUAUGCGAGUCGGGUGGAAUGCGGGGAAGAGGAGUGGAAGAUACUGAAGGCGGUGGAGCCGAUAUCGAUGGGCGCCGGAGUGAUUCCGGCGACAUGCGGUGGGUGUGUGGAGGGUGAGGGGGAGGUGAUGUACAUGAGAGCGAGGUUCGAGAGGGUGGUUGGGUCUAAAGACUCAGAAGCUUACUAUCUGAUGAACCCAGAUGGAAGUGGCGGCCCCGAGUUAAGCAUUUAUCUUCUCAGAGUUUAGCUAUAGCUUGCUUGCUUUCCAUGGAUUCGUCUGAUCUGAUGAAUCUGAGAUUAAUGUUUGUUGGCUUUGAUAUGGUGAUUUUGAAGCUGGCUUUGGCACUGCCAAAGUUUAUUUGGGUGA